Messenger RNA from Acanthosepion pharaonis, 834 nucleotides. Lineage: Eukaryota; Metazoa; Mollusca; Cephalopoda; Sepiida; Sepiidae. The record is from the annotation of a GenBank genome assembly.
AUGUUCUGUCUUUUCUUCUAUCAACAAUUCUUCCUCCUCGUGUCGUUGUUCCUUCUUUUAUUUCUUCUUCCUUUUCUUUCUUUUUCGUUCUCUUUCAUUUUUCUUUCUUUUUCUUUUUUCUUUCUUUCUUUCUUUCUUUCUUUCUUUCUAUAUAAAUAUAGUCUCUUUUCUCCGAUGGCUCUUAUUGGUCAAAAGAAAUAUAGUCUUCUUUCUUUAAGGGCUCUGAUUGGUCAAAGGAAUUAUGCUCUCUUUUCUCUGAGGGCUCUGAUUAGUCAAAAGAAAUAUAGCCUCCUUUCUCUGGGGGACCUGAUUGGUCAAAAGAAAUAUAUUCUUUCUCUGAGGGCUCUGAUUGGUCAAAAGACUUAUAGUCUCCUUUCUCUGAGGGCUCUGAUUGGCCAAAAGAAAUAUUGCCUUCUUUCUCUGAACUAUUCACACGAAUUUUUUUUCUUCUGCUUUCUGGUCGCCCUUCCUUUUAUUUCUUCAACUGUUGCCUUCGACUGUAAUCUCUUUCGCUUCCGCCCUCUGUCUCACUCGUUUAAUUUCUAUCGCACUCUCUCUCUCUCUCUCUCUCUCUCUCUCACUAUCUAUCUAUCUAUCUAUCUAUCUAUCUAUCUAUCUAUCUAUCUAUCUAAGCCUGUUCAUCUCCCUCCUUGCUUCCUCUCGUUAACUCACUUUUUUUUUUUUUUUUCUUUCUUUCUUUCUUUUUUUUUUUCUUUCUUUCUUUCUUUCUUUCUUUCUUUCUUUCUAUGUCUCUCAGUCUGUCUAUCUUUCUCUUUAUCUUCUCUCUCACUUUUCAUUUCUUUCUAUCUAUCUAUCUAUCUAUCUAUCUGUUGA